Messenger RNA from Helianthus annuus (common sunflower), 627 nucleotides. RefSeq names its product transcription factor GTE2. Bases 1 to 627 code for a protein of 208 amino acids. The record is from RefSeq and is a predicted model, not a curated record. NCBI's taxonomy places the organism in Eukaryota, Viridiplantae, Streptophyta, Magnoliopsida, Asterales, Asteraceae. The transcript has 3 exons. Gene Ontology annotation, molecular function: protein binding.
AUGUAUUCUAGUCCACUUGAUUUUGCCUCCGAUGUUCGGUUGGUGUUUGAGAAUACGAUGCUUUAUAACCCCAAGACGUAUGAGGUUCAUGGAAUGGCUCAUCAGCUGCUUUCGUGGGACGAUAUACAGACGCCUGAGAGAUCCAAGAAGCCAAAAUUUAGUGACCCGGUUGCUCCUGUUUUAAACAAGCAAAAUCACUCGACUACAUCUAAACCGAUCGUCCCACCUGUUGUUCAGCCGCCUAUGCGGACGCCAUCGCCAAUGCAGGCUGCGGAACCAGAACCAGAACAGAUCAAACCGUCAUCAACUGCGACACGAGGAACUGUGCCGAAGCUGCCCAAGCCUAGAGCCAAGGAUCCGAACAAGAGGGACAUGAACAUGAAAGAGAAACAGAAAUUGGGGUUAUGGCUGCAAAGUAUGCCACCAGAGAAGAUGCCACAGUUGUUGCCGAUCGUUGAGGGGAUUAAGAAAAACAAGAAGGAAGCAGGGGAAGAAGAUGCCGAUAUUGGUGAUGAGACGCUGCAGAACAGCUUCCCACAUGUGGAGAUUAAGAAAGAUGAUGGUGGUGGACAGGGUCAAGCUGCAGGCCAUGGAAAUGAGAAUGCAAGCAGCAGCUCUAACGGGUGA